Messenger RNA from Misgurnus anguillicaudatus (oriental weatherfish), 966 nucleotides. The record is from RefSeq and is a predicted model, not a curated record. Lineage: Eukaryota; Metazoa; Chordata; Actinopteri; Cypriniformes; Cobitidae.
UCAGGUGUGUUUGGUGUUGAUGGAGAUGAAGUGAAGUCAGUGUCAGUGAUGGAGGGAGAUUCUGUUACUUUAUACACUGAUAUUACUCAAAUACAGAGAGAUGAUCACAUACUGUGGCUGUUUGGACCUCAGGGGACUCGUAUUGCUCAAAUUGAUAAAAAAAGCAUUGAUGUGUAUAACAGUUUUAAUAUAUUUGGAGACAAACUGAAUCUGGACAGUCAAACUGGAUCUCUCACCAUCACAAACAUCAGAAUCACACACACUGGACUUUAUAAACUACAGAUCAUCAGUAAAAGUGGCAUUAAAUACAAGGCAUUCAGUGUUACUGUCUAUGCUUCUCUGUUUGUUCCUGUCAUCGUCAAAAAAUCUUCAUCAGGAAGAUCAUCAGUCUCAAAAUGUGUGUUGUUGUGUUCAGUGUCAAAUGUGAGAGAUGUGAGUCUGUCCUGGUACAAAGGAAACCGUUUAUUGUCCAUCAUUAGUGAGUCUGAUCUCAACAUCAGUCUCUCUCUACCUCUUGAGGUUGAAUAUCAGGAUACAAACACAUACAGAUGUGUAGUGAGCAAUCCCAUCACAAACCAAACUCAACAUCUCAACAUCAAUCAUCUCUGUCAGACGAGUUCAGGUGCGUUUGGUGUUGAUGAAGAUGAAGUGAAGUUGUUAUUGACUGAGGGAGAAUCUGUUCCUCUACACACUAAUAUUACUGACAUACAGACAGAUGAUCACAUACUGUGGAUGUUUGGACCUUAUGGGCCUUGUACAGCUCAAAUCUAUAAUGCAAGUAUAGUUAUGCAUGAGUGUAAUAAGUUAUUUGGAGACAGACUGAAGGUGGACAGUCAGACUGGAUCUCUCACGAUCACAAACAGCACCAUUAAAGACUCUGGACUUUAUCAACUAGAGAUCAGAGACAGAGAAACUAAGAUCAUCAGAUCAUUUAAGAGAUUCAAUGUUAUUGUCUAUGGUGAGUAA